CUGCUGGUAUGUACCGAUCUGCUGUGCUUUUCCUGGUUCCUAGUUUUAGUGCUGCCCUUGGUCAUGUGCACUGGUCUGCUAAGGGGGGCUCUGGACCACCCCCCCUGUUUUCUUUUCUUUUCUUUUCCAUCCCCUCCUGCUCCAGUCCGGCCACUCUAAAUGAAUGCACAGAGUGAAUCCUCUUCUUGCCUGUUUGGAGGAGAGGCUUGAAGAGGGUUGAUGUCAUUGAAUGAAGAAUGCUGCAAGAAUCCAGAGAGAAAGGAGAGCAGGGGGGUGUUGGAGGAGGGGUCUGACUGGACAGAAAGAGAGAGAGAGAGGUGCUGUUUACCUUGUACUACAACAGCUCAUGAGCCGAAGUCAAACGAGAAAGAACUUGUUUGAAAGGAUGCUGUCAUUCCUUAUCCAGCGUGAAACGCGCAGUGGGAGGGUCUAGCGGCUGGACAGAGGAAGCUUCACCGAGGGAGAGAGGCGGAGAAGUUACCAUUACUAGCCACUCUUAUCAUUACACUGAGAGGAACAACCACCACGAAAAAAGACGGGAGAACCACUUCACGUGUAUUGUCACGGUAUAAAUAAUCAAAGAUGGAGAGCUCCAGCAGCAGCAGCAGCAAGCCGGUCAUGGUGACGUCCUCACUCAACUUCAAGGUCACCACGCCAUCCUUCUACAACCAGCCAAAGAAGUUUGCUUCGGUGGCACCACCGCGGCCCAAAAGUAUGACGCCUCCCUCCGCUCCGUCGCCGAUGCCCGUGGGCACAGGCGUGAUUGGACGAGUGGGCGAUCUGCCCCCGCCACCACCCUCACUCUCUGAUGAUUUCCCUCCCCCGCCUCCUCCCCCGCCUAUGGAUGACGACUUGCCAGCCCCUCCCCCCGAAUGUCAGAUCACUCCUCCCGCCUCUGACGCCCCCGCUCCGGCCUUCCCGGCUCCGCCCCCUGUCGCAGAUGACCUUUCCCUGCCGCCCCCCCUUGGGGAGAGCACCGGUUUGUCCAGUUUUGACUCACCCCCAUCGCUGCUGCCGCCGCCGCCACCACCUGCACCACCUGCACCACCCCUCCCCGCCACUGGUAAUAGCUUCCCCAGUGCUGCUGGACACCCACAGAGGGCUAUGGAGAAGCAAACAAGUUUUGAUAAGCAGAUCGACUCUCUGACCGACUUGCUUUCGGAAAUGGAGACACGGGGCCCCUUCAACCCUAAGUUGCCAAGCCAGUAUUCCACACCAUCACCCAAACCAGCCGGUCCCCCACCAACAGCACCCAAACCAACUCUAUCAUUCCUCCCUCCUCCUGAGAUGGGAGACCGCCCCCCUCCUGCACCGUGGGCAGAGGAGCUCAAAGCCCGCACGAGCCGUAAUCACAACUUGCCGCCACCAGCAGUCGCCAAGUCUCCGUUUGGAGCAAGAACGGCCACUUCGUCAUCGUCGCUGGCCAAAAAACUCAACCAGAACCUAAACCACUCUCCGUACGCAGCCAGUGGUGAGCCAAAACACCCCCCUGCAUCGAGCACGAGCACUUUGCCCCCACCGCCAGCUGCUGCCCCUGCACCGCCUGCUCCGUCAAACAUGGCCACCACUAGCCACACGAAGAGUACUCCAUUUGUCAGUCAGGUGAAUGUCAACCAAAGCCCACCUGCUGCCGUGCCACCGACCCAACCUAAGACUAUGGCAUCUCCUCCACCCUUGUCCUCCUCCAGUCAGCCAAUGAAAUCUCCUCCUGCAACCAUGCCAUCACGUUCUGGUCCAGUGUUAACCUCAGGUGGAGGUGUCCCCCUCAACAUGAGGGAGGUGGAAGAACUUGAGAGAAUGACCAAGGACUUCAUCAAAAACAUGGACGCUCUCCCACCUGUGGGCCCGGCCCCGCCUACUGAGGUUUGUGGCAAGUGUGGUGAGGCGUUGUCCCGUACUCAGCCAGCAGUGAGGGCCAUGGAUAAACUCUUCCACUCAAACUGCUUCUGUUGCAUGACCUGCCAUCGCCCCCUGCAGGGCAUGCAGUUCUAUGACAGGGAUGGCACUCCACAGUGUGAGGACUGCUACAUGAAUUCCCUUGCAGUGUGUUCUCGAUGCGGGGAGAGGAUUACGGACCGCGUGCUGAAGGCGGUCGGUCAGUGUUUCCAUUCUCAAUGUUUCCGCUGCAUUACCUGCUCCUGCAUACUGGAGGGCGCGCCCUUCAUCACCGAUAACAACAACAACCCAUACUGCGUCGCGGACUACCAUAGGCGUUUCUCCCCUCUUUGUGUCAGCUGCAAUGAGCCCAUUAUUCCAGCGCCAGGCAGUGAGGAGACAGUCCGGGUUGUGGCUCUUGAGAAGAACUUCCAUCUCAAGUGUUACCGCUGCGAAGACUGUGUUCGCCCUCUCUCCAUAGAAGCGGAUGAAAAUGGCUGCUACCCACUGGAUGGUCGCAUCCUGUGUAUGAAGUGCCACUCCAAGCGAGCCAAGCAGGCCGCCCAGUGAACCCACUAUGCCCUCCCCUCCCCCCUCAAUCCCCCAUUUAAUCAUGAACCAAAUCCAAAAGCACAGGUUCCAUUUGGCCUUCUUGAAACAAACAGGGCUUUUGUCAGGCGUGAAUGUGCUACAUAAAAACAGUGUUUGCUUGCAGCGUUGGCGUCACGUCCACUCGUCUUUUUGUCUGAUCCACUUUAGUGCAGAGGUAAAGUACUGCACCUUGUUUAAGCCUUGUCGUAUGUUUACGCUAAAAUGCUCCGCAUAUCUUGCACAGAGCAGUCAGAUGCUAGAGUAGCAACCUGGAAGUGUGAACACUCUACCUGCUGCUCUCAGCAUCACCUUGGAGGAACCGCCUCCUGCUAGUUCAAUACCACUUUAGCAGGUAUACCUGCAAAUAAUAGCAUCAUUUGACUUUUAGAACAAGGUAAACUUGAUUCAAUAGGAGCAAAGUUAAGUAUUAUAUGUAUGCUGUAAGGCUGCACAAACUGCGAAGAGCAAAGAGCCGAGCAAAGCUUUUACCAGCACAGAUUGCGCUAUUUUGUAGCUAAAAGUGUCACCAGCAUAGCUCCAAACAGGACCUAUUCUGAUUAUUUGAAAUGUCUUUUUAUUUUUUACUCUAAAGCUCCAGCACAUGGUUUAAGUUGCCGUUUUUCUGAUGCAUCGCAUUUAAACUCUUUGAUUUACAGAAAUAUAACAUAUGGACCUAUCAGAGGCACAAGCUUUAAGGCUUUUUAGGUAGCCAAUGUUUAAGCAUAGUGACCAAAUAUACAGUAUAAAAGCUGUGUUCAUGGAUGUUUAUUUGUGUGUUUUUUUGAGUCCAGUAUUUUGACCUUAAUCUCUAUCUAAGGUUUCUUCUGCAAUUUCUUCCCAUUCAUCUUUUCUACUUCAAUCAGUUCGGUAUUAUUUCAUCAAUAUUGUACUGUAUUUCAGUGAUUAUGCCUUCAUUCCUAUCCCAGCAACAUGCCUGCCUUAUUGCAUCCCACCCAAAGUGGGUUACAACCAUAGAAAAUCAUUCCUCAGUAGCAACAGUAGUGACUUAAUAGACUUAACAUUGCAUGCGCGCGGCAUACUGUAAGAUCUGGUGGUGUUUUUGUUUCACCAAAUAUUCUUCUUCGACAUCAACAACUUAAUGCCUUUGCCAUCCCAUGUGGCGAUGCCUGUGUUUGUCCUUUUUUUGUAUAACUUUUUUAUAUAAACUCCAGUUUGAUAUGUGUGAAUGUAUAUGUGUAAAAACAAAACAUUUAGCCCCAAACAUUCUUGAGCUGUAAAACAAAAAAAUAAUGAAUAAAAUGCUGCGGAAA
Molecule: messenger RNA, 3737 nt
Organism: Doryrhamphus excisus (bluestripe pipefish)
Lineage: Eukaryota; Metazoa; Chordata; Actinopteri; Syngnathiformes; Syngnathidae
Source: RefSeq, a predicted model, not a curated record